AAAAUCCGACAAAACCCGUUCGUUCAGAGACACCUUUGCUGUGGCCCUCAUCUUGCUUGAGUUUUUCUGGGGAAAGUAGACAGAUCGGAUUUACAGUACCAACUAGAAAGUCCAGUUCCACCAACCGAGAUGUCACAGGAUCAUGACAAGUAAGUGUUUUCAGUCAGCACUGCAAGUCCAGCAGAACCAAAUCAAUGUGUUGAGAGUUCUAACAGUUUACUGAACUUUGGUGCAAAAUGACCCGUCGAUAUUUGACUUUUUUUGGGGGGGUUACCUGCGCAGGUGGAUUCUAACGGAGUUUCCUGGACUGUGGGAAAGUUGACUUUUUGCCUGCCUGGCAAAACGACUAUGAUUCAAUCUCCUUAUUUAUUGUACUUAGUGAUUCAAUCUCUAUUUAUCGUGCUUAGGAUCAGUGAAAGCGCCGUUUGGGGCUUAUAGCAGCUACAAGCGCUGUUUCUCUGGUCGGGUUCCAGCCUGCACGGCACAGGUGUGUUGGCUAUCUCUCCACCUGUCGUGCUAGUUCAGGCGCCUGUUCCGAGUAACGUUCUGCCAACCAGUGUGUUAUUGAUGGGCGGUUCAUUAUUUGAUUUGGCUCACAGUUAUUUGGUUAGACUUUAUUUUGUUUGUCGAAGAUAUUCGUCUUAACCCCCCCCCCAACUACACCCAACAGUACAAUUUUUAUUGUAGCCCAGGACAAGCACACCUGAUUCAACUUGUCAACUAAUCAUCAGGCCCUUAAUGAGUUGAAUCAGGUGCUGGGGCUACAACAAAAAUGUGUGCUGUGGGGGUUCUCGAGGACCGGAGUUGGGAACCACUGCCCUAAUCCAUGGUUGUAAUGGCAUUUCUAAUCGAACAUGUAAUUUUAAUCGAAAAAAGAUUCAUAAUUCUUUUUAGUAUGGUUUUUUAUCUUUGCUCCAGAGUGGUAAUGUGUGAAUGUAUUUUGUCCGUUUCUGAGGGAAUGACAAGGAGACUGUUGACUCCAGUGAAAUCGUACACCUUUUAGGCGUUGGCCCCUUUAGUCAGAGGAACAAUGUAAGCAAGAUUUUCUCCGUUGUAUUGUAGACAUAUAGUCACUGGACGAAUAAUUAAUGUUGACAGAAUUAUUUAAUUGAUUGAGAUAGUCAAUAUUAAAUUUUAUUAUUAAGAAAAUAUUUGUGAAUAUUUUGAUAUUCACAAAUAGGCCCUUGUUAAAGAAAAAUAGUCCUACAUGGAUAAAUACGAGCUUUUUCUUUUCUUAAUCUCAUAAUUCCCAAUUUUGUAAUGUGUAAUUUAGGCCCUACUGCAUAGGCCAGCCUAUUUCCCGUGAGAUCAAAAUACGGUGUGAGAUCAAAUGGGUUUCUCUCUCUUCAACCUUUCAGGAAAAACAAUUUAGGUUAAGAUAUUUUUUUCAGUAUCCAAUUUAAUGCUUUUUUUCCACAUGGAAAACUUUUAGCUAUCCUCUUUUGUUUUACAGUGGAUUGCAUAUCCUCUACGUUUUUUUUUUUUUGCCAGUGAAUAACGGAUCUAUCGGGUUGCAAAUCCCUUACGCCCCAAUUCGACCCGGGAAACAUUUUGUGAGUGAAACAAUUGGAUAUUGGAUUACUAAUAAUAAGUUUGCCUUGACCAUAUCGAAUAAAAUCAUUUGCUGUAGCAACUAUAGCUUGGAAACCAGAGGAUAUAAAUCCAUACAUUCUGUUUGUGCCACUCUGGAGAUGCUUUUGUCUGAAUUGAGGAUAGAAAAGCUAUAUGUCUCUUAUCUCACACUAGCCUCUAUAGCGUUUUGUUUGUUCAUUUAAGACAAUAUAUUUAAGGAAUGAAAGAAAUAAGCCUAGUCUAGCCUUUAUGUCUAAAAUGUCGUCAUUGUUUGCACUUUAAAUAUUGUUCUAAAAUAAAAUCUCAAAGGCUCUGUUUGUGACUGUAAAAUAAUUCAGUUAAAAAUAAAGGCAAUUUAUUAAAACAAUAAUUGUGUGAUCAUCAUACACAUGUAUAUAACAUAUAAUUACACCAUACAUGUUAGUCUAUAUUCAAUUCACUGAAAUACUACAAUCUCAUUGUUCAAUAAUGUAGGGCUUGUGUUCUUUGUAACACCCUCUCACAUUCUAUGAAAUAAAACUUGGUAAAAAUUACUCAUAGGCUUACUGUAAGUACCAAAAAUGUAUAUAUUGUAAUAAUGGUCCCUUUCUCUAAUAGAAUCACUCAUCCUGUAUGCUCACGCCUAUGUUCUCAAGGUAGAUACAGUUUUGUUCCAAGUAUCUAAUCGGCCCUGACUGUCUGAUAAAGUACAGAGAGGCCAAAGUCAGUUAAGGGCCUAUGAUUAUGAUGAUGACGAUGAUUGUUCCAAACAGGUUCUUUAAAAAUAAAACUACACGUCUGAAAGAUAAAGAAUGACAUUGUUGAUCUCGCCAACCUGUUAGUCGGUUGUGAACAAUGCAGUGAUUGUUGCUCUGACCGUCUGUUGAUUUACGUGCUGUCAGUCUGGCCUAUCCAUCUGAUGUGAGUGACUCCCUGUCUAAAUCUGAAGUGAACCAGUUAGAGAAUCAGGGCCAUAUUAACUAAAUAUUUAUAACUCAGUCUGUCUUUUGUGUGUAGCUUAUAAUUAUGCAGAUCCUGGUUUUGACAUAUACUGUAUCCAGCUAUCACGUUACUUUCCUUCAUGACAUUUGUCACUGCACUCCUGCUAACGUCUCUCUCUCUCUCUCUCUCUCUUUUUCUCCGUCUCUUCUCCCUUCUCUGUCUUCCCCUCCCCAGUAAGAGGCCGGUCCUGGUGUUGCAGAAUGAGCCCAGCUAUGGUCAGCGUCGGCCCUACACCAACGAAGACGAGGCGUGGAAGUCGUUCCUGGAGAACCCCCUGACGGCCGCCACCAAGGCAAUGAUGAGCAUCAACGGGGACGAGGACAGCGCCGCCGCCCUGGGCCUGCUCUACGACUACUACAAGGUAACACAGGACCCAGGCUGGUCGAAUACAGGCUGUUACGACUGCUACAAGGUAACACAGGACCCAGGCUGGUCGAAUACAGGCUGGUAUGAGUACAGGACCCAGGCUGGUUGACUACAGGCUGGUACGACUACUAUAAGGUAACACAGGACCCAGGCUGGUCGAAUACAGGCUGGUAUGAGUACAGGACCCAGGCUGGUUGACUACAGGCUGGUACGACUACUACAAGGUGGCCUAAAAAAACAGGAAUCAGUUGAGUCAUUACUGGUACUGGAGCUGUGCUCACCCAUAGGUGUCAUGACACUGUUGAGGUACCACAACAUGCCAAGCCUUAUAGACUAGGCCUGCUACUCUAGUAGCAACACAACCUCUGCAGUUAUUACUGAUACAGGAGGCAUGUUAUUCCCACAGUUAUUACUGAUACAGGAGCCAUGUUCACCCACAGUUAUUACUGAUACAGGAGCCAUGUUCACCCACAGUUAUUACUGAUACAGGAGCCAUGUUAUUCCCACAGUUAUUACUGAUACAGGAGCCAUGUUCACCCACAGUUAUUACUGAUACAGGAGCCAUGUUAUUCCCACAGUUAUUACUGAUACAGGAGCCAUGUUAUUCCCACAGUUAUUACUGAUACAGGAGCCAUGUUAUUUCCACAGUUAUUACUGAUACAGGAGCCAUGUUAUUCCCACAGUUAUUACUGAUACAGGAGCCAUGUUAUUCCCACAGUUAUUACUGAUACAGGAGCCAUGUUAUUCCCACAGUUAUUACUGAUACAGGAGCCAUGCUAUUACUGAUACAGGAGCCAUGUUAUUCCCACAGUUAUUACGACACCAUACCACAACAAUCCGAGCCAUAGAGAUAAACCACGUUGGAGAAACUCAUUGAAGUAAUAGCUGUGAGGUCUUAGUACUAUUGCCUCUUAGUCAUGACUGAAUUAGCUUUACUACCUGCAUCUGUGAAGCAGCAACAACUAAUAGAGUUGUCUAUGUACACUACCGGUCAAAAGUUUUAGAACACCUACUCAUUCAAGGGUUUUGCUUUAUUUUUACUAUUUUCGACAUUGUAGAAUAAUAGUGAAGACAUCAGAACUACGAAAUAACACAUAUGGAAUCAUGUAGUAACCAAAAAAGUGCUUCAAAUAGCCACCAUUUGCCUUGAUGACAGCUUUGCACACUCUUGGCAUUCUCUCAACCAGCUUCAUGAGGUAGUCACCUGGAAUGCAUUUCAAUUAACAGGUGUGCCUUCUUAAAAGUUAAUUUGUGGAAAUUUCUUUCCUUCUUAAUACAUUUGAGCCAAUCAGUUGUGUUGUGACAAGGUAGGGGAGGGUAUAUAGAAGAUGGCCCUAUUUGGUAAAAUACCAAGUCCAUAUUAUGGCAAGAACAGCUCAAAUAAGCAAAGAGAAACGACAGUCCAUCAUUACUUUAAUACAUGAAGGUCAGUCAAUACGGAAAAUUACAAUAACUUUUUAAGUUUCUUAAAGUGCAGUCGCAAAAAUCAUCAAGCGCUAUGAUGAAACUGGCUCUCAUGAGGACCGCCACAGGAAUGGAAGACCCAGAGUUACCUCUGCUGCAGAGGAUAAGUUCAUUGGAGUUACCAGCCUCAGAAAUUGCAUCCCAAAUAAAUGCUUCACAGAGUUCAAGUAACAGACACAUCUCAACAUCAACUGUUCAGAGGGGAGUGUAUGAAUCAGGCCUUCAUGGUCGAAUUGCUGCAAAGAAACCACUAAUUAAGGACACCAAUAAGAAGAAGAGAGACUUGCUUGGGCCAAGAAACACGAGCAAUGGAAAUUUGACCGGUGGAAAUGUGUCCUUUGGUCUGGAGUCCAAAUUGAAGAUUUUUGGUUCCAACCGCCGUAUCUUUGGGAGAUGUUGUGUGGGUGAACGGAUGACCUCCGCAUGUGUAGUUCCCAUCGUAAAGCAUGGAGGAGGAGGUGUUAUGGUGUGGGGGUGCUUUGCUGGUGACACUCUCUGUGAUUUAUUUAGAAUUCAAGGCACACUUAACCAGCAUGGCUACCACAGCAUUCUGCAGCGAUAGCCCAUCCCAUCUGGUUUGCGCUUAGUGGGACUAUAAUUUGUUUUUCAAUAGCACAAUGACCAAACACACCUCCAGGCUGUGUAAGGGCUAUUUUACCAAGAAGGAGAGUGAUGGAGUGCUGCAUCAGAUGACCUGGCCUCCACAAUCCCCCAACCUCAACCAAAUUGAGAUGGUUUGGGAUGAGUCGGACGGCAGAGUGAAGGAAAAGCAGCCAACAAGUGCUCAAGCAUUCCAGGUGAAGCUGGUUUAGAGAAUGCCAAGAGUGUGCAAAGCUGUCAUCAAGGCAAAGGGUGACUAUUUGAAGAAUCUCAAAUAUAAAAUAUAUUUGGAUUUGUUGAACAAUUUUUUGGUCACUACAUGAUUCCAUAUGUGUUAUUUCAUUGUUUUGAUGUCUUCACUAUUAUUCUACAAUGUAGAACAUAGUAAAAAUAAAGAAAAACCCUUGAAUGAGUAGGUGUUCUAAAACUUUUGACCGGUAGUGUAGACAUGGUUCUAUUGGAUGUGGUCAGAAUCACAGCGGCUGUGUUUACCUUCCCAUGCAGGUGCCCAGAGAGACGAGAACAAUAUCCCAGACCAAGACAGAGUCAAUGGGCUCUGAUGUGGAUCCCAACAAAAGGUCCAUGUAGGUAUAACAUCCCUUUACAAACCACUGGGGAGGGCAGAUUACACCACACCACACCUCACCUCGCCUCACCUCACCACACCACACCUCACCUUGCCUCACUACACCACACCUCACUACACCUCACCACACCUCACCACACCGUCUAUGUUUGGUCCUUGUGAUAUUUCAUCAUAAACUGACAUUUUACCCACCGUGUUUAUUUUUAUUUUUUUCAGGCACUUGAUGGCCCCCUUGCAGGAAGCUUCCAUGGCAUCAGCAGAGAGCAGGAUCCAGUUCAUGAAGGGCCCCAUCAACAUCCUGCUGCCCAACCAGCUGCCUGGCCAGGACAACAAGAGAGGGGUCCUUAUCCCCUCCCCGGACACCACUGUCACCGUCUCUAUCGCCGCCGUCCCCAACUACCCCAACGUCAAGAUGGAGGUGCCCUCCCAUAGCUUCUCUGUCAUGGUGCCCUACCACCGAGCCGAGAGCGACAGCCACACGGCGGAUUUCGCCAGACAGCUCACACACAGCCAGUUCAGCCCUAGCACCCAGCCUCGUACCCCCGACUCCACCUUCCCAGAGACCUACAAGGAUGGUUCCCAAGAGGUGUGGACACAACAACAGGGAUCCAAUAGCCUCUUCUCUAGUCUAAAACCCCCACCACCCUCCUCCACACCCCCACUCUCAGAUCUCUCUCUCCCGUCAGACAAUACCCCUUUCACCUGAGCCUCUGGAGCUUAUAACAGUGGGUCUCAGCCCUCCCUGUUUUUAUUUGAACAUUCCAAAAUAGCAGACCAGCGUGUUAUUAUGCCAUUGUCUAGCUCACACAAUAAAGUGCUGUACUAUUUCCCACCUACAAUAGCCCAGGCCUUUCUCUCUCUCUCUCCAUUUAACCUGGAGGGGGAUUACCUUGGAAAGGGAUAACCCAACACAACCCCCUUCACACAGGGAGCAGAGGAAGGAGCGAGGGAAGGAGAGAAGGAGGGAAGGAUGAGAAGUGGUUUGUUUCCACUUCAGAGAGGGAGCGAGAGAGUGUAACAGAGAAAAAGAAUGGUAAAGAUGCAGCGAGAGAGUGUAAGAAAGAGAGAAACACUAAGAGCGAGAGAGAGAGGGCUCCCUUUACUCCCUGUAACCUCUGAGAGCGCUAGCUACAACCCUCAUCAUGGAUGCUUGUCUAAAUCCAGCCCCUCUCUCCUCUUUAUCUGUCCUCUUUCUCUGUCCUCUUUCUCUGUCCUCUUUGUGUGCCACAGGUGUUCUCCUUCCCAGGGGAUCUCCAGUUACGCAUGGCCUCCAUCUCGGCAGAGGAAUACAGCGUGUUUGACACCGUGCCGGGGUAAGCCCUCCAGCCUGGCGGCCGCCCGCUGUCGCUUGCACACCGCCAUUCAGCCCCUGAUAGGAGAUUCCAGAGAAUAACCUUAUUCACUACAGUCACCUGGGGGUCAGCAGAUUCCCUCAGUUUAAAAGCUACAAUGCCAAACAUAAUGUUAUCAGGGACUCAGUGACACUAUGAGGAUUUUGGGUCAUAAUCAAACCAAUGGGAAGGGACUGAUGAGGGUGGUCCUAUUCAAGGGGUGACAUUUGCAAUGUAUUUUAGAGGUGGAAAAUAUAUAUCGACAAGAAUAUCAAUAUUUACAUACAGUAUAUUCAUAGAUACUGAAAACAUGUAUAGAUAGAUUGUUUAGAAUAAAGAUAUAUACCAGAUAAACACCAGCUGAAUACUAGAUACAUAACUGUAUUAAUGUCUAGGCCUACUCUUUCCCUAGCCUGAAAUCCAGACCUGUUUUGUGCCAAACAUAUGACACGGAGUACAAGGAGUGGAAUGUCAGCACAAAGCAGGUCUGGAUUUCAGGCUUUCCCUAAAGGAAAAUACAAAUGUAGCCUACUAUAGUUUUGUCACUAUUUAUUUCCCGAUUAGGAAUAAUUUUCAGUACACCCUGGAGGCGUCCAAGUCGCUGCGUCAGAAGACAGGUGACGGUACCAUGACGUACCUGAACAAGGGCCAGUUCUACCCCAUCAGCCUCAGGGAGAUGGACAACAGCAAGCUGCACCACCCCAUCAGCAAAGUCAGGGUAAGACCACACCACCAAGCUAGCUAGUUGUUCUACAGUAGUUCAUGGUCAAUAACAGAACUUAGAUUGGUCCUUGUCUGUGUGCAGAUCAUUUGGCUAGGUCUCUCAUGUAAAAUAUAUCUCAGGUAAAUAUUUUGACAGAAUAAACAGAGAAAUCUUAGGCUAGUUGGUAGCUAUUAUGCUAAUAGUAGCUAAUGUACUAACAAGUAGGAGCUUGUUAAGUAGAAUGUGUCAGUUAAGCUAGCACGAUUGAUGUCCCUUGGGAUUGUGUGCACCAUUUCAGAGUGUGGUGAUGGUGGUGUUCGGAGAGGAGAAGAGCAGAGAUGACCAGCUGAAGCACUGGAAGUACUGGCACUCCAGACAGCACACAGCCAAACAGAGGUGUCUUGAUAUCGGUAAGAGCCCAUGCUACUGAAGCCUACAUGGAACACUAGUCCUCACAAACUCUUGAAGGAGACAUUAAAGGCCUAAUUUACUGUGCGAAGCACAAUUUAGUACACGUUUUCAACUGUUAUUAUCUAAAGUGAGGGAAGACAAAAAAAACUGGCUAAACAUUAAUUACUUUACCCUUUAAGAUUGAUCAUGAACCUUAAAUGUUUUAUUACCUCUAGGAAAUAACGGGUGCAAACUUCACAUUACAAACGCUUAUUAAAUCAGGCCAUAGUUUUUAUGUCACAUAAAGUCACCAGAAGUCCUGCCAGAAUGGUGACGAAUGCAGUUCAUCAUAUUUACCUGACACUCUUCUUACCAUACCAUCCUGCACUGUCACGAGUCACUGUUGUUCCCUGAGUUUUUGUGCAACAAUCACCCUCCAUUUCCUCCCCCCUGUCACAUGCUGUCUCUGUCUCAGCGCAAGUCUCAUGACCUGGAAGGAGAAGCAGCCAGCUAGCCAAGGAGCCAGACAGGCAGACAGACCCACCCAAUGAGCCAAAAUCUCUAUGCCACCUUAAAUAAAUAACUUAGUAGGAGAUCUACGAUGAUCAGGUCCCCCUUGUCCAUAUACUCCUAUUCAUGAUAUAAAAGGAAAAACUGAUCCUGGUUCUGAUUGGUUGAAUCUUAACAAACCUCUUUAUAACAAUACACCUGAUUGGAUGAAGGAGGGUGAGAAUGUGGGUGGAUAUGGGACAAGGCCAGUAGUCAUCUCUACUGCCUCUGAUCUGGCGGACUCUAAACACAAAUGCUUAGUUUGUAAAUGAUGUGUGAGUGUUGGAGUGUGCCCCUGACUAUCCGUAAAUGAUGUGUGAGUGUUGGAGUGUGCCCCUGACUAUCCGUAAAUGAUGUGUGAGUUUUGGAGUGUGCCCCUGACUAUCCGUAAAUGAUGUGUGAGUGUUGGAGUGUGCCCCUGACUAUCCGUAAAUGUGCUGUCUGGUUUGUUUAGUAUAAAGAAUAUUUUAGCAAUUACUUUACUUUUGAUACUUAAGUAGAUUUAAAACCAAAUACUUUUAGACUUUUACUCAAGUAGUAUUUCACUGGGUGACUUUCACUUUUACUUGAGUCAUUUUCUAUUAAGGUAUCUUUACUUUUACUCAAGUAUGACAAUUGGGUACUUUUUCCACCACUGCCUAUUUGUUAAUGAUACCUGUGUCAACUGAGCUCCAUGGUGGCUCCCUAUUGGGACAAUACAGCAGCUUAAUUCUCUGGAGGUAGACUGAUCAAUCUUACUCUGCACGCACACACUGUGAAAGGUGAACUCAGUUCUGCUUGACGGAGGAAAGUGUAUUGUCUCACUUGCAGUCUGACUUUGAUGGAAGGACUGUGGGAGAAAGGUGAGCGUUGAGACAACCUGCUUGCUUUCGAUUAAAGUAGUCAGUCAGCAACGUAGAGGUGCCCUACUAAAACAGUGUGGUUUCUGGCAUAGGGCUAUAGGCCUAAUAAGGGAAUUUGAUGGGAUUGGUCAGAAGUUUGGAGACAAGCACCUCAAUUUCCGAAAAAAUGGCAGAGUGAAAAUGUUUCUGAAGGAUUAGACUUGGUAGUACAAUAACGCAAGACUACGAGACCAAUACCACAGAGCAUGCUUUUUUAGCCACACCUUUGAGGACAAAAAGCUUGUUUGUUUAUCAAACAACUAAGAUGUGGGAUGGGACCUCACCAGGGUGGGAGCACAUUCUCAAUGGUUGUAUCUAAUACAAGCUAUUGAUCUUCACUUAAUUCUUAUGCAAGGCUCCUAAGACCUUUGAUUCAGCCCAGUCAUAAUAAUAAUAAUAAGAAGAAUAAGUAGAAGAAGAAGAUGAAAAUAACCUUCCACCUCUCCAUACUUCAACUUAGUUUCAUAACUUAGCCACCGCCGCGCUUAUCUUAGCAGCCUCUUCAUUGAGCUUCUUAUGUCAGUGCUAACUGUACUAACAGUCCAUUAUGUGUUCCAUGGUUCCCAGCUGACUACAAGGAGAGCUUCAACACAAUCAGCAACAUUGAGGAGAUCUCCUACAACGCCGUCUCAUUCACCUGGGACAUCAAUGAGGAGGCUAAGGUGAGGUAUAGGAAACAUACCUUUUGGUAUGAGGAAUCAGAGAAAAAAGGUGAAGGGAGAUGGAAAGAUAGUUGUAAACCUAAUUGUUUUUCCCUACAACACAUGAUUGGGACGAUGAUGCCAAGUGUUUCUGAAGGAUUAGGUGUAUCUGAUCACAACUUCCUCAUCUUAAAAUGAACCAUAAACAUUCUGUGUGAAUGCGACUGAAGACUCUUCCAAAAAUAGACUGCCUUCCCUUGCUCUGAAGGUUAGGAUGUGUUUUGGCCAUCACAGCAAAGGUGUCAGGUGAUGCAAACCAAUUUGUCAGCAAGCGAUCGUCACACGCUUUGUCCUUUGUUUUCUUCUAAAUGCCCAUUAUGGAAAGUGGUCCUUCGAGUUUUGAUCGAAGAAUAAAGGCAUUUAUUGUCCCAGUGUUUUGGGUCCUUUGGUUGCGUAGAGACCAUAGAGACAGGUCGGCGGCAGUGAACAGGUACAUACGUAGGUGUUUGUCUGCCGUCGAGGCCACAUUCUUGAUUCAUUCUACGUCACCCCAAUUGUUGAGCUACAGUGAUGCACGUACAAGGGAGGCCUAAGGAGCUAAGACUUGCCUAACAAUUGGAAUGAGGAAACGCGGUAGGGGGGCAGAACUGGAUUUGACAGCUAGCGAUGGAAUCCUGUCCGACCGGGUACGAGGUGACAGACAAAAUCCACCGUCCCUGACCAGUUUGUUGGGUUGUGAGGGAUGGCGUCAACAGACAAUCUCACAGACGCUUUAGCUAGCGCUUUGUGUUCAUGUGGUGCUAUGACACUGCUACUGUUGACUGUUCUACUGUUAGCCUGGGAUGCUAACACAAACAGACUAACAGAUAGACAGGCAGACAGGACGGUGCCACAGUUAAUCUAUCCCUUCAAUCUCCUUGCUCUUUGGUUGUCUUCACUGAGGGAGACACACACACAUAUAACCAGGGUGUGGAUCUUCUCAUCUCAUGACCUGAGGCCUGUGUCCAUAGGAUAAAGGACGUCCAUCUUUGUGUUUGUACUGUGUAUAAUCACCUGUGUGUAUGCACCGUCUGUUUGUUAGAACCACAGAUGAGUCAGGUGUAAGGUGUCACGCUAAGGAUGUUUGUGUGUGUGUGUGUGAAAUAUGCUUCACCUCCUCUUGCUGUACCCCCUGAUGAUUGAAUAACUUAGGCACACACAGUUUAGUCGGAAGGCAGAAAUGAAACAAGUCAGAGUAGGAGCAGCCUUUCGCAAAUGUUGACACGAUUUGGGCUUCUUGACAGAACACUCUGCUAUGAUCAUGAGAAUGGAGCAUUACACGAUGAGAUCAUCUUUACUGAAGAUGAGCAAUUGCAAAAACGUUGAAAUGGAACAUAACUGUAUAGCUCAUGAGACUAUGUUGCGCCAUACAUGACUUUACAUGAAGUUAGCCACAUAGCCUGCUGGUUACCCAAAGUGGUAAGUAACUAUUUGAUUAAACCAAGGAUCUAAUUUAGAAAACUAGUUAGAUUCUGCUUAAAAUGAACAGCAAAAACUAGUUACUGAAUAGUUACUAUGUGACUAUACCAAUAAAUUAACAGUUCAGUCUAACUACAUGAAAUCUGUGCAACUUGCAGUAAAGGUUUUUCAGUAUUUUUUUAUUUUUUUUAGUGGUUAUAAUAUUAAGUAAGCAUAUUUAAAUAGUUUUUUCUCUAGAAAGCGAUGUAUUGAAAUAGCUUUCUGGAACCUUGUUUUAGUGGUUGGCAGUAGAACCAAGAGUCAACAUGUAAUUACCACUGUCUGCCAAAAGAGGGAGACACACACCAGUUCAGUGAAGACAGCAUGUACAUUAACAAGGAACCAGACAAAGAGAUCUUUUUGCUCCUGAGAAUUCAGUGGGAGUGGAACCAGUGGGAAUGCUCUUGAAUAAAUAUUAUCUAAUUUAUUGUGCAUGGAACAUCAGUCAAUGACAAAGAAUAGAAUCAACAUUUUCCCAAUGUUGCAUAUAUAUAUACAGUGGGGAAAAAAAGUAUUUAGUCAGCCACCAAUUGUGCAAGUUGUCCCACUUAAAAAAGAUGAGAGACGCCUGUAAUUUUCAUCAUAGGUACACGUCAACUAUGACAGACAAAAUGAGAUUUUUUUUCCAGAAAAUCACAUUGGAGGAUUUGUAAUGAAUUUAUUUGCAAAUUAUGGUGGAAAAUAAGUAUUUGGUCAAUAACAAAAGUUUCUCAAUACUUUGUUAUAUACCCUUUGUUGGCAAUGACACAGGUCAAACGUUUUCUGUAAGUCUUCACAAGGUUUUCACACACUGUUGAUGGUAUUUUGGCCCAUUCCUCCAUGCAGAUCUCCUCUAGAGCAGUGAUGUUUUGGGGCUGUCGCUGGGCAACACGGACUUUCAACUCCCUCCAAAGAUUUUCUAUGGGGUUGAGAUCUGGAGACUGGCUAGGCCACUCCAGGACCUUGAAAUGCUUCUUACAAAGCCACUCCUUCGUUGCCCGGGCGGUGUGUUUGGGAUCAUUGUCAUGCUGAAAGACCCAGCUACGUUUCAUCUUCAAUGCCUUUGCUGAUGGAAGGAGGUUUUCACUCAAAAUCUCACGAUACAUGGCCCCAUUCAUUCUUUCCUUUACACGGAUCAGUCGGCUGGUCCCUUUGCAGAAAAACAGCCCCAAAGCAUGAUGUUUCCACCCCCAUGCUUCACAGUAGGUAUGGUGUUCUUUGGAUGCAACUCAGCAUUCUUUGUCCUCCAAACACGACGAGUUGAGUUUUUACCAAAAAGUUCUAUUUUGGUUUCAUCUGACCAUAUGACAUUCUCCCAAUCCUCUUCUGGAUCAUCCAAAUGCACUCUAGCAAACUUCAGACGGGCCUGGACAUGUACUGGCUUAAGCAGGGGGACACGUCUGGCACUGCAGGAUUUGAGUCCCUGGCGGCGUAGUGUGUUACUGAUGGUAGGCUUUGUUACUUUGGUCCCAGCUCUCUGCAGGUCAUUCACUGGUCCUCCCGUGUGGUUCUGGGAUUUUUGCUCACCGUUCUUGUGAUCAUUUUGACCCCACGGGGUGAGAUCUUGCGUGGAGCCCCAGAUCGAGGGAGAUUAUCAGUGGUCUUGUAUGUCUUCCAUUUCCUAAUAAUUGCUCCCACAGUGGAUUUCUUCAAACCAAGCUGCUUACCUAUUGCUGAUUCAGUCUUCCCAACCUGGUGCAGGUCUACAAUUUUGUUUCUGGUGUCCUUUGACAGCUCUUUGGUCAUGGCCAUAGUGGAGUUUGGAGUGUGACUGUUUGAGGUUGUGGACAGGUGUCUUUUAUACUGAUAACAAGUUCAAACAGGUGCCAUUAAUACAGGUAACGAGUGGAGGACAGAGGAGCCUCUUAAAGAAGAAGUUACAGGUCUGUGAGAGCCAGAAAUCUUGCUUGUUUGUCGGUGACCAAAUACUUAUUUUCCACCAUAAUUUGCAAAUAAAUUCAUUAAAUAUCCUACAAUGUGAUUUUCUGGAUUUUUUUCCUCAAUUUAUCUGUCAUAGUUGACGUGUACCUAUGAUGAAAAUUACAGGCCUCUCUCAUCUUUUUAAGUGGGAGAACUUGCACAAUUGGUGGCUGACUAAAUACUUUUUUUCCCCACUGUAUAUAUACUGUGUAUAUGUAAUCUAUCUAAUCUAUCUAUCUAAUCUGUCUCCAGAAUAUAUAAACAGGGUGUAUGCCUUAAGUGUAAGAUACCUUACAUUGUGCACAAUCACUAUAGUGUUUAACAUAGAGGCAAUGGAACCCAUCUUUUUGUCUAUAUAUCCUCCCUUCUGUCCACCCCCAUCCUCCUAUGAGCCAGUCAGGAACCACCUCAUAUGUAAUUCAGUGUAAUUGCAAUUUGCAUGGUAUGUGUUGCUAUGCACGGUUUUAAUGUACCUGAAUUACUCCACAAACAAAAUUCAAAAAACAACAUCAUAAAUCUUGCUCCUCCUCUUCUGCCUUCAUCAUCCUCUUCCUCAUUUUCCUCCUCCUCAGAUCUUCAUCUCGGUCAACUGUCUGAGCACAGACUUCUCCUCCCAGAAGGGUGUAAAGGGCCUGCCCCUGAACCUGCAGAUAGACACCUACAGCUACAACAACCGCAGCAACAAGCCCAUCCACCGGGCCUUCUGCCAGAUCAAGGUGUUUUGUGACAAGGGAGCUGAGAGGAAAAUCAGAGACGAGGAGAAGAAACAGUCCCGUAGGAAGGGCAAGUGCACCGACCUCAACACCAGUCUGGGUUCAUGUGAGUGUCCACUGAGCACAGACACACAGACAUGGACAUACUCACAGAGGGGCAAGGACGCACGUACACACACACACACACACACACACAGUCAAAACAUGCGUAUACGUGCACAUAUUAUGCUCAUGACACAAUUAUAUUUUUUGUGAUCACACACAAUAAUAUUAUCUAUUCUUGCAAUGAUACACACCAACAAGUCUAAUUAUUUGUCAUUUUUGCCCCUCCAUAGAUGUGGACGUUAAAGUCCCUCUCCUUCAGAAGCAUAAUGAUGUCACAACCUUUAAGAUGAUGAUUGACUUUGAGACCCAGCCGGUUCUCUUUAUCCCUGACAUCCACUUCUCCAUCGUCCAGCGCCAUGUGAGUACCAAGCCCCUAAACACUGAUCUGUGGUCAGUUUAGCAUUUUACCCUCUAAAGGUUAAGGUUAGGAUUGGGGGAGGGUAAGCUGAUCCUAGAUCUGUGCCUAAGGGCAACUUCUAUCCGGCCUUGACAGGGUCAGCAUUCUGGGCCAGGUCACAGAAGACAGGGUUAUGCAGCGUAUAGCUACCACAUAAAUCAUAUUAAUCAACGGUACCGGUGACAUUCAAACUGAUAUAAAAUAAAUCUGUUUGGUUUUCCUGGUAUAGUGUAGGUGUGGUGAUAAGGCUGUUAUCAGAUUCAUUGGAACAAAAUGAUAAACCCCAACCCUUUUUUGAGUGGAUUCCGCAAAAUAAAUUUAAAAAGAGAAUUGUCCAUUGUUUUGAUCUACGUAUAGUUGCACAAGUGGACCACAACAGCCAUGCAUUUAGAUAACAUAGUAGUUAUACCUACUAAGAUAAUAUACAGUACUUGGUGCAGAUUCAAUCAUGCAAACCUUAUCAAAGGGCAUUUGAAUGCAACUCCAACCAGCCUCUGACUACCAAAGCAUCCAGUCCACCCCCUCCAUGUCUCUUUCAGACUUCUAAAGAGCCACUCAUUCUGACAGUCCUUCACUAAAUACCAGGAGUUAUUUAGUGGGUGGAUAUCCCCUAAGGCUAUUUUACUUUAGGGUGUAGGGGCUUUUGCCUAUUGUUAAUAGAUGAGUUAGUGACCAAACCCUAGUGUUUGAAGUCUAAGCCCUAAACACCAUUGAUGUCCAAUGAUUUUGAGAGGAUCCGCAGUGCAUUAUGUACGAUCAGAGUUAAGAAAUGUCCUAAAUGUUCCCAAAAAUUCCCAGGUUUUCCAGAAAUCCUGGUUGAAAUUACAGAAGUUUAUUUUGGAACCCUACAUAGGGGGAUGUGUUAUGUCUAUGCCAUGUUAUAGCCCUGUAUAGCCAGCCCAGCACUCCUCAUAACAGUCAUUCCUCCAGCUGGUUGGGCCAAGGUGGCAGUCUGAAGACGGGUUCCAGGCACCACACUCUGGCGGUCGCCGCUCGGAGAGUGGUAUUCUCUGGGAUGUAUAUAUGAUCACCAUGGACAAGCAGCUAUUUCUGUUUUUAAGAGCCUAUUAGAAAGAACAGAGUAGUCGCCUAGUGCCUGGCCAAUGUCAUUGUCACUUUGUCAGAGGGUUUGUCCCAAAUGGCACACUAUUUACUAUGUAGUGUAGUACACUACUGUUGACCAUUGCCGUAUGGGCCUUAGUCAAAAGUAGUGCAUCUAUUUCAUAUAUAGUGCACUACUUUUGACCAGGACUAAAAAGUUGUGCACUAUAUAGGGAAUAGGGUGCCAUUUGGGACGCAGCCAUAGAGUUUGUUUUGGUUGACUAAUACGGUAAGAUGUGGGUCACAUCUCAUGUGGUUCCCGGCUGGUAAACAGUUUCAACUCCUACUCAGGACAAGGUGCAGGUCAAGGUGACUAAAACACACAGUGUAGACCUACCUGUUGGCCAGGACACUGUAGUCCUGUAAUUUCAUUGGUUGGUUAUUUUUUAUUUAAUUAACUAGGCAAGUCAGUUAAGAACAAAUUCUUAUUUACAUUGACAGCCUACACCGGCCAAACCCGGACAACGCUGGGCCAAUUGUGCGCGGCCCUAUGGGACUCCCAAUCACGGCCAGUUGUGAUACAGCCUGGAAUCGAACCAGGGGGUCUGUAGUGACGCCUCAAGCACUGAGAUGCAGUGCCUUAGACCGCUGCGCCACUCGGGAGGUUAUAUAACCGGGGAGGUUAUAUAACCGGGGAGGUUCCAGUGCCAUCUGAUAGGUGGAGAUGGCCUUGGGAGAGAUCCCAAGGUUUAUAGGUGUGCGAGCCAAAUGAUCUUACAUGGUGCUUCAAAACAUGUUUGGAAUCACUCUCGUAUGCAUGCAUAUCUCAUCAUUUCUAUAUAAUUGAUUAUGGAAGCCCAGUGGUUUCUUAAUAAGGAACCUAAUGCAGUAUGUCUAGAGUAGACUGCACCUGUUGCACUUGUAAGGGUAGUGUAGCGCUGUCUGUCUACGUGUGGUAUGUCAGGUCUCUCUCUUCAUUACUCAUUGGCACUAGCAGUGUUCCUAGCCACCCCUGGACUCUGAACCCUCCUUGGCCUAGCAGUGUGACAUCACAUGGCCCUAUGGGUGGUUGCAGGAAGCCUAGAGUGAACCAUUUUCCCUAGACUUGGAAGAUGGGCAGACAGUGUUGUUUUGAUUAAUCCCUGUGGCUCUGUAGAAAGUGAACUUUGACUGCCCCCUGUUGGCCACAGUGGCACCAGGGUCUGUUCAUUAGGUUUACAUGUUUGAAAAUAUUAUUGCAACAGAAAACUAAAAUGAGUGUCCAGGUAGUCCCUCCCUGUUUCAGUCCGUUUGGUGCCUAAUGAACCUGACCCAGCUGAGCCCACUGAGGUCUCUGGUUUCUGGGCCACAUGGCGUUGCUGACCUGCAGGGUGGACUGAGCUCAAAAUAAACCUUUGCUGUUUACCAUUCUGAUCCAGCCUGGAAGGAAAACAUUUAUUUUGACACACAAUUGGCAGAAAAUGGCAACCCAGUGAAUCAGUUAGUGAUUAGCAUGGGGACUUGGUUUCCUCUGAGAAUAGACUAUUGAUUUGGUCUGGUCCAGGUGGUUAGUGCGCGCUCCUCAACUACAUAGUGGAGUAGUAUACACUAACAACAUGAUUAUACAUACCACAAUUCCUCCUAAAAUAUGGAUACUGCUUAGUUACACACGACUGCACUCUGUUACCUGUGAAUGUGUUUAGCAUUGAUGAGACAAUUAACGUAUGGAAAUCAGGUCAGAAGGCUAGUGGGCCAAUUAAAUGUAUCCUUCUAACCAGGUUGCACUCAUCUUGUGCUGCAUGAAUGGCCUUCUUUAGGAUUUAUGAACCGAAAGUGUUACUCAAAAUAAUCUGAACUGCAUAUUACAGUAAUAAAUUAAAGCAUACUCUCAUGUUCAGGGAAAAUAUUUAAAUCAUAUCCAAAACACUGUCAUCAGUUUUGAUUCAAGAGGUCUCUUAGGAUUGUUGACACGGCCCACGAAGUCCAAUAGACCUAUUCCGUAUUAGAUUAAAUGACCUCUUUCAGAUGUAUGACUGUCUUUUCACCCUUGACCCAUUUUAUUCCCUUCCCUCUUUCUCUAUUCUCUCUCUUUCUCCAUGCAGCCCUUCUCACAAGAAGAUGGAGAGGAAAGGUGAGUUCCUGGAAACAUUGAUUUCACGCUAAUUGGUUUUCUUGGACAAGUAGAUGGAAAAUGGCUGGAGUAAAUAAAGUAUGGCCACUUAUAUGGUUGCUGUUGGACCGAGACAACCUUUAGCUCUUCCAGUUUCAACCUUUAGCUCUUCCAGUUUCAACCUUUAGCUCUUCCAGUUUCAACCUUUAGCUCUUCCAGUUUCAACCUUUAGCUCUUCCUGUUUCAACCUUUAGCUCUUCCAGUUUCAACCUUUAGCUCUUCCAGUUUCAACCUUUAGCUCUUCCAGUUUCAACCUUUAGCUCUUCCUGUUUCAACCUUUAGCUCUUCCAGUUUCAACCUUUAGCUCUUCCAGUUUCAACCUUUAGCUCUUCCUGUUUCAACCUUUAGCUCUUCCUGUUUCAACCUUUAGCUCUUCCUGUUUCAACCUUUAGCUCUUCCAGUUUCAACCUUUAGCUCCACCAGUGAAAGCCCCGUUUCACGUGAAGCUUCUAAACUUCUAGGAAAGACGCUGAGAGUUGUUUGUGUCAUGCUCUAUUAUGUAGUUGUUAGGGUGGUUGUUAGGGUUGUUGUUAGGGUGGUUGUUAGGGUUGUUGUUAGGGUUGUUAAGGCCUUCCUGCUAUUUCUCUGGGAGAGGGCCUCACAGGCGUAACAGGAGUGUAUGCGUGUGCGUGCGCAUGCGUGAGUGUGUAUGUGUGCAUAAGCGCUCUAAACCAACCUGUCAUGUGUGUCCGUUGCAGUUCGGGCAUGAAGAGAUCGCUCUACGCCCAGGAUGAGUUUGGUUCACCUUCCAAUAAGCUGGCUAGAAUGGACAAGCCCAAGAAAGGUGUGUGUGCCUGCCCACCAAUGCACUGUGUAUACACUACUGAUAAGGUCACUGUUUAUCACGAAACCAGAGAGGGAGGAGUGUGUGUGUGUGUUAUGGCUUGCCUUGAAGGCCACCAAUACCCCAACACACACACACACACACACACACACCUUGCCCAUAGAUGUGAGGCACGUGAUUCCAUAUUUACCCAGCCCCUGAAAACACGUGCCGCAUCCCCCCUCCCCCAGUGAAUAACACAAUAUCAUUGUUCAUUCUCACCUCUCUCACACAAUUCACACACAAGGACACGCUCUUCAUCCUUCAUCAGCAUAUGAACACACAUGAACACACAUGCAAACACACACACACACACACUCAGAGAGCUGGGCAGUAUUUCUGUUAAAUGUAUUUGAAAUGUGUAUUUCAACUACCUUUGACUAUUUUGUAAUUUAUAUUUCAUUUGCCUACUACAAUCCAAUUUUCAAAAUACAAAAAACAUUCCUAUACUUUUUUUUAUAGUGGUUCACAAUUUUGUAGCCCCUUUUUAGUCUGCAUUGUUAUCAGAAGUCUGAUGACACUAUAGUGUCAUCAGGGCUAAUUGCUAAUGUAGUUUUGUAUUUUUAAAUACAAAAUACAUGUAUUUUAAAGAGACUCUCUGGUACUUUUGUAUACUUUUUAGCCAGUAGUUCUGAAAGUAGCGUCUACGUGCCAAAAAUGUUCCCCGAAAAUUGCACAUACAGUGAGCUCCAAAAGUAUUGGGAGAGUGAACCAUUUUUUUUUGUUUUGGCUCUGUACUCCAGCACUAUGGAUUUGAAAUGAUACAAUGAUUUUGAAGUUAGUGCAAACUGUCAUCUUUAAUUUGAGGGCAUUUCCAUCCAUAUCGGGUGAACAGUUUAGAAAUUACAGCACUUUUUGUACAUAACCCCCAUUUUUUUAGGACCAAAAGUAUUGGGACAAAUUCACUUAUGUGUAUUAAAGUUGUCAAAAGUCUAGUAUUUGGCCCCAUAUUCAUAGCACGCAAUGCUUACAUCAAGCUUGUGACUCUACAAACAUUGUUGGAUGCAUUUGCUGUUUGUUUUGGUUGUGUUUCAGAUUAUUUUGUAAUAAAUAACCUACAAUUUCCAUUCUCAAAGCAUUAAUGAAACCUCUUAGGAAAACUUUCAAGGAACCUCUCAGAACCUCCCUGCAACCUAAAAAUAAAUGUUCCCAGAACAGGCAACAUUUUCACUUCUGUUUUCAGAAUGUUUAAAAAACGUAUGGCUUCGUUCCCACAAUCAAUGUCAAACCAACAACAUACUAUCCCACAACUUCCAAGGAACCAAAUCAAAUUAUAUUUGUCACAUGCGCCGAAUACAACAGGUGUAGACUUUACCAUGAAAAUAAAAAAUUAAAUAGUAAUAAAAUAACGAGACUAUAUACAAGGAGUACCGGUACCAAGUAAAUGUGGGCACGAGAUAGUUGAGGUAGUAUGUACAUGUAUACUGAAGAAAAAUAUAAACGCAACAUGUAAAGUGUUGGUUCCAUGUUUCAUGAACUGAAAUAAAAGAUCCCAGAAAUGUUCCAUAUGCACAAAAAGCUGAUUAAACAACAUGAUCAUUACACAGGUGCACCUUGUACUGUGGACAAUAAAAGGCCAUUCUAAAAUGUGCAGUUUUGUCACACAAAUCAAUACCACAGAUGUCUCAAGUUUUGAGGGAGUGUGCAAUUGGCAUGCUGACUGCAAGAAUGUCCACCAGAGCAGUUGCCAGAGAAUGUAAUGUUUAUUUCUCUACCACAAGCCGCCUCAAGAGAAUUUGGCUGUACGUCCAACCGGCCUCACAACUGCAGACCACUUGUAACCACGCCAGCCCAGGACCUCCACAUCCGGCUUCUUCACCUGCGGGAUGGUCUGAGACAAGCCAUCCGGACAGCUGAUGAAAAUCUGGAUUUGCACAACUGAAGAAUGUCUGCACAUAUUAUCAGAAACUGUCUCAGGGAAGCUCAUCUCCGUUCUCGUCAUCCUCACAAGGGUCUUGACCUGACUGCAGUUCGGCGUCGUAACCGACUUCAGUGGACAAAUGCUCACCUUCGAUGGCUACUGGCACGCUGGAGAAAUGUGCUUUUCACGGAUUAAUCCCGGUUUCAACUGUACCGGGCAGAUGGCAGACCGUGUGUAUGACGUUGUGUGGGCGAGCGGUUUGCUGAUGUCAACGUUGUGAACAGAGUGCCCCAUGGUGGCGGUGGGGUUAUGGUAUGGGCAGGCAUAAGCUACGGACAACGAACACUGUGCAUUUUAUAGAUGGCAAUUUGAAUGCACAGAAACACGAGAUCCUGAGGCCAAUUGUCUUGCCAUUCAUCUGCCAACAUCACCUCAUGUUUCAGCAUGAUAAUGCACGGCUCCAUGUCGCAAGGAUCUGUACACAAUUCCUGGAACCUGGAAAUGUCCCAGUUCUUCCAUGGCCUCCAUACUCACCAGAUGUCACCCAUUAAGCAUGUUGGGAGGCUCUGGAUCGACGUGUACGACAGCGUGUUCCAGUUCCCACCAAUAACCAGCAACUUUGCACAACCAUUGAAGAGGAGUGGGACAACAUUCCACAGGCCACAAUCAACAGCCUGAUCAACUCUAUGCGAAGGAGAUGUGGCUGCAUGAGGCAAAUGGUUGUCACACCAAAUACUGACUGGUUUUCUGAUCCACGCCCCUACCUUUUUUUUUAUGUAUCUGUGACCAACAGAUGCAUAUCUGUAUUCCCAGUCAGGUGAAAUCAAUAGAUUAGAGCCUAAUGAAUUUAUUUCAAUUGACUGAUUUUCCUUAUAUGAACUGUAACUCCGUAGCAUUUGUGUGUUACUGUGCCAGAUCUGAUAGAACACUGUGUGAGGUAUUGGCCACUUGAGACCGGGACAUAGUGAGAAGCUCAGAGGUCCAAACCCACUUCAAGGGCCUCACCACUAUUAACUUCAGCAGAAAAUAUAUCUGACCUUGCGAAGUUAAUGUGUUGUGUGAUUCGGGGUGUGUGUCCUGCAAUGACCAUUUGAGUGUGUCUGUGUGUGUAUGAGUGAUCAAUAUGUCUCACUGCACGCCUCCUCUCUCCUGUGUAGUUCUGCUGUACGUGCGUAGGGAGACAGAGGAGGUGUUUGACGCGGUCAUGCUGAAGAACCCAACAAUGAAAGGCCUGGUGGAAGCAGUAAGUUCUUACUAAAUAUAAAUAGGAAAUGAACACUGCCAGACAUAUGGUGACCGUUAUGGGAGGCUGGUCACAUUGCAUCACUCCAGUGACACUAGUGUGGGUGGCACUGUUUGUGACACGGCCCACUCUGCCACACAGACUCCUCUACCCUGCAAUUACCCAUGUCCACUAUCUGUCUCUCUCAGCUUGAUCCUAAUUCAACCCAGCAUGAGAGAGAGGGAGAGCUAUGACCUCAACUCUUUCCUCAAAAUGAAAUAGAGGGAAAGACUGGGAGAGAGAAUGAGAAAGGGGGAUGCUAAAGGAGGACAGGAGGACAGAGGCAUGACCAUGUGUAGGGUCUCCGCUUCUCCGUGUAGUCAUUCAGCCUUCCCGUCACGGGGGGGUUUGUCUGUCUGGCCUAGUGCACUAAGACAAAGUGGACAGGGGACAUCCCUCAGCAGGGGAAAUGGGGCUGUGGGGAAACUCGACAUGGGUCCCCGACUGCCUCCAUAACAGGCCAAAUGAGUUGUGACAGGACUGGACCUGGCCUCUUAGUUUCUCGGGGAGGGGAGUGUGGGCAGCUGGACAGCUGGGGAGCAAAUGGGGGCAAAGAAACCGCACACACGUCUCUUUUCUUUCCUGGUUGAAUUUGGCUUCUGUUUAAUGUCUGCCAAUCGACCUGAGUAAUUGUUAGGGUGGUCUACUGUAUAUUUAAUUUCCAUUCUCUUCUUUCGAAAGAGAGACUACUGUAUAACAAGCCUUUGUUGCUCCGCUUCUUCUAGUUAUCAGAGAAGUACAACGUGCCGCUCGAGAAAGUGGGGAAAGUCUACAAGAAAUGCAAGAAAGGGUAAGUUGUUCUCAUCAAUGGUAAAUCUAUUUACCAUGAUUUAAGAUCAUUCUACAACAAGUAAAAGCUAUAUUUGUGAAGAACCAGGCCUUUCAUAUAUUUUACACAACAUAAGAUUCUGACCAUAGAAAUUGAAUGACUAGAUUAUAUUACUACUGACAUUCCUAUCUGUCCCUCUAUUAGGAUUCUAGUCAACAUGGAUGACAACAUCAUCAAGCACUAUUCCAACGAAGACACCUUCCAGAUCUCUAUGGAGGAGCUAGGGGGCGUUUAUAAACUCACCCUGACUGAAAUCUGAUUGGCCCAAAAGGAGGGGUGGGGAGUGAUUGACACUAUCACCGCCCAGUCCACAAAGAGUGUGGACAUAGGGCAGCUUGUAAAGUUGUUGUAAAUGACUCUUAGUUUACACAUACACAUGGCAUUGGCCCAGGCACCGAACAUGGAUAAAUGUCUCAGACAUUAGCCAUAUCUACAGUCCACUAGCCUGGUCCCAGAUUUGUUGUUAGGCAUGCCAAUGAUCAUUGCGGUUUCGAGACAGCAUAGACAGAUCUGGGACCAGGCUUAAACUGUCCACCGGUCUGAGAGACCGUGUUCUUCUUUAUUUGUGAUGUCACUAAUCCAAGUUACAAAGCCACUGCUCUAUUGUCAUGAUGCCAUUGUGUUGAUGGCUUUAUGUAGACUUUUGAAACAUUUAUGAUACUUUUGUAUUUAAGAAUUGAGUCUGACAAGAAGCCCUUAUAGCUAUGUCUUAUAGUUAUGCUAAGGCCAUUUGACAAUCUUUGUUA
Messenger RNA from Coregonus sp. 'balchen', 23406 nucleotides. NCBI's taxonomy places the organism in Eukaryota, Metazoa, Chordata, Actinopteri, Salmoniformes, Salmonidae. The record is from the annotation of a GenBank genome assembly.